UUUUUUUUUUGAGGAUGGAUGAGACAUGCAGGGUGAUCAGAACCUGAAGUUUGGGUAAAUGACGGUCCGCUGAUGGAGAUGUGCUGUCACAGAACAUGAAGAAAAUAUUCAACUUCAAGAAGAAGAAGGGCUUCCCUAGCUCCUCCGAGACGGGGAGUGUGUUGUCGGCCAGCUAUGAUGCGAAGGAGAAAGACCUCAGGAAGGUCCACAAGGCUGCGCUCAGAGGAGAUGUGGUUAAGGUCAGACAGCUGGCCAAAAACUAUGAUUUAAACCAGUUGGAUAAGGAAAAGAGGACAUUUACAGAACCCGUCUCACCUGCGAAGCCCUCUACACCCACCCACCUGUCACAGCUUCUUCAGUCUGCUGCCAUCAGGGAGGACUCAACUAAACCACUGAACUAAACGCUUAGUGAGAGCAGUUGAGAAGAUCAUUGGUGUCUCGCUCCCAUCCUUUCAGGACAUUUACAGAACCUAUGUCACCUGUAAAGGCCUCUGUUUCGUAGGUGAUCCCACAGACCCGUCACACAGCUUCUUCAGUCUGCUGCCAUCAGGGAGGAGACUGUGGAGUCUCCAGGCCAGGACCAGCAGACUGAAGGACAGCUUCAUCCAUCAGGCUGUCAGGAAGCUGAACUCUUUGCGGACUUUGUUGCUAUUAUUACUUUGUUUCUAGUUGAUGGUUUUUCUAAGUGAAUCUUAGUUAUGUUUGAUUGAUUAUAGGAUAUUUUAACUUAUGAGCUUGAAAGCAUGAAUUUUAUAAGUAGUAUUAUGUAGAAUAAUGUAGUAUUAUGCAAUAUUAGUAGUAUUAUGAAAGUUGCUUAGUUAUACAAUAGUUAACCAUAGUUUUAACAAAAUGAAAAUUUGCCAGAUUGAACCUUGUUAGAUUUUAAUCUGAUAGAUAUAGCGUGUAAUGCGGCCCUAGUAAUAACCAUCAGACUUGUCCUUCAGGGCUCAGCAAUAGAGAUUUGGCCAUUAGUUGUAUUAGUUUUUUACAUUCCCUGCUAACAUUUUUAUUUUCCCAACUACAAAAUAAUGAUCUAUAUCAUUUUUUAAGCAAAUGCUUUUUUAUAUUUGUUGGGUAUAUUGGUACUUUUCAUGAAAUUUAACUUAAUGUUCAUUAAAAAGAAUAUGUUCCUAUUGCUCAGUGGUAUAGUAUUGUGUCAGCAGUUCAAAAAGGUUGUGUUCGAUUUCCUGGGAACAUACAUAGUGGCAAAAAAAUGUUUAAAGCUUGAAUGCACUGUAAGUCGCUUUUGAUAAAAGCAUCUGCUAAAUGCAUAAAUGUAAAUAAGACAUGAUUGCA
Messenger RNA from Carassius gibelio (silver crucian carp), 1296 nucleotides. RefSeq names its product ankyrin repeat domain-containing protein 7-like. The transcript has 2 exons. Bases 96 to 401 code for a protein of 101 amino acids. The record is from RefSeq and is a predicted model, not a curated record. NCBI's taxonomy places the organism in Eukaryota, Metazoa, Chordata, Actinopteri, Cypriniformes, Cyprinidae.